This is a messenger RNA of Labrus mixtus (cuckoo wrasse), 4658 nucleotides long. RefSeq lists its product as uncharacterized. The record is from RefSeq and is a predicted model, not a curated record. The coding region runs from base 884 to 4240 and encodes 1118 amino acids. Gene Ontology annotation, biological process: leukocyte chemotaxis; induction of positive chemotaxis. The transcript is spliced from 8 exons. NCBI's taxonomy places the organism in Eukaryota, Metazoa, Chordata, Actinopteri, Labriformes, Labridae. Gene Ontology annotation, molecular function: CD4 receptor binding; cytokine activity.
UGCCUUAGGUGGGGUGAUGAUAAUAAAAGACUGUGUUGGGAAAUGUCAUUCUUGUUCCGUUUCACACAACAAUACGAGCUGUGGCUCUUCUCCCUGGAGCUAUAUGAAAUGCUUAUGUGAGACAGAGUUUGAAUUUUCUUUAGGGUGUGUAAGUCAGCAUGUGACAUGUGUAUAUGUGUGUGUACACUCUCGGCUGAGCUGUUAAGUGGGUGACACAUUGAACUGUAGUCAGGAAUGCUACCCUGUGAGAAGAGGAAAAGAGGGAGAAAACAACAAUGAGAGGGGGAGGAGAGAGAGACAGACAGAGAGAGAGAAAGAGAGAGAGAGAGUACAGGAGGAUAAACCAGUGUGGCAGGUUUGCGUCACUGCACAGUCCAUCAUGCAAAGCUGAUGUAAAGAGAGGAAGACAGAGAGAGAAGAGUUAGGAGUUGAUGUCAUUACAGAGAAAGCUGCCUUCAGUAUGAAGCUGUGUCAACACCGUGGUCUGAGACAUGUAAGAGGUCCCUCGUAGAAAAGGUAAUGGGAGCUGUUUGCUGAACUUGUGUUUGGGAAUGAACACUCCAAGAGACAGUACGGCAUCAGCAAAACGAAAAGAUAAGCCAAAAGGAAUAAUCUCUUCUAGACCACAAGGCAGAGAAACAUCAGGAGCUUCCCUAAAAUAUUAAACUCUGUUUCUGUGCAAAAAAACAAAACAAAUGAGGGGACGGUAAUUGUUUCAAUGUUUCUUGCACACUGAAAAUGGCAGAGUUCAGAAAAGCUGCUUUCGGAGUGCAGUCAUAAAGAUAGUUACUUGGAAUCUCUUAAAUAUCAAGUUCACUCUUCCGCUCUCUUUUUGGGAUUUGGCACUUCACAGGUGGUCAUUAACUUUGUUUACCCUGGGACAAUGGACUUGUCUCUGCUCCCUUCUCCAGCGAGUGUGUACAACAGGCAGGGGACGGAGGCGCUCUUCACUGUUCGCUCAGCUAACUCUCCUUCAUACAGUCUCACUCGCAGGCCUGGUGUUAGGAAACCAAGAGGUUUUUCAGAGGAAGAGAGAGAGAGUGCUGAGGAAGUGGCAGAAGGAAAGAGAUAUCGUUCACAAUCUGGCGCAAAUGGAACCGUUGAGGAGGUGGAUGACAAAGCUUCUUGUUAUCAAGCCAGGAGUGGGAAUAGCAGCAGAGUUAUAAGUCAGUGUGAGGAGAAGGACCCCAAGAUGUCAACCAUGCCAAGCCACACUGGAAGAGUGGGAAAUACAAUCACAGAGUUUCGGAUUGACCGAGGCAAAAACAUUGCACCUGAAAGCCGUGGCAGGACAGAGUUUAGGAGGAACAACCUGCCAGCUAGAAGCAAGAGUUUGGAUUGGAAGACGGGGGAAAGAUGCCCAGAUCGGGGUCAAGGGGCCGACAUGUUCAUUUGGUUAACUAAGCGAACAGGGGACAUCAUUCAACCUGAUGGAGGCUUGGAUGAAAGUGCAGGAGUUCAAGGCACCAAGGAGAGGGUGAGGUCUUCAAUACAGGCCUACUAUAACUGUGCAGGUACAAGUAAUGUUGUUCAAGAGAAGAGCCCCGUGAGUUACAUGAGUCAGACUUUAGAUAGGACCAGUAAGGGACGCUCUCUCCCCUCCAGGUUAAGGUCCCAGUCCGGACCAUGCUCUAAUGUCAGAGCAACAUCUGCUUCAUCUGGUUCCAAAGGUGGUCAAAGUAUUCUUGAGCGGAUAGAGAAACUCUACGGCUCAGCUGGUUUUGGUAAAACGGAGGAAUCCAACCCCAAAGACACAACUAAGGAUUUCCUUAUUCCAGCACAGCCGAGGUCAUACGAUUGGACAUCAGGGGGAACCUUUCCAAGGAGUUUCUCAUCAGGACAGACAAGCAGCUUCAUUCCAGCUCAGAGCAGGAAUUCAUUCACGUGUACACAAUCAGAUAAAGUAGGUUCUGAGACUAUUUCUCUGACCAGGAUCAGGGAGAGAGUGUCAGGGGGGCAGUGGCCAGGACAGAUCCAGGGUGUCAAAUUGGGUAGAGGGUUAAAGGAAACUGGCACAAUGUCUCUGGAUAGAGCAAGGAGCAGGAACACUCUAGCAGAUCAAAUAAGAGCUACAAGAGAUGCUGGAGAAAUAGCUGCACCUUUGCAGUCAAACACCUCCAAAGAUCAGUUGAGAUCAGGUUCUUUGAGGGAUUGGUCUGGAUCGAGAGAAAGAAGAUUAAGUGGAAGUACUGAAUGUAGAAGGGUGAACCAUAGAGAGGAAAAAGGCAGCAGUAAUUUAAUGCAUGGGGUACAGAAAGAAAAAACUAAAUUAAAGAGUGUUAGCAUGGAUGAAGAUGUGUUUGAACCAAACCCAUCAAAAAUUACAAUAAAAACAAUAGAGAGGAACAAAGUACCAGAGGGCUUGUCAGUCAAAUCUGCAGCUAGUGUGAGGAAUAAGAUCAACCAGUUUGAGGCUCUAACACAGAGAUCUCAUGGUCCGGUUAUGGGACGGAUCCUGAUGCCGAGACGGGCCUUCUCAGUGCCAACACAAAUCAGUGGGGCUCAUGAUGGAGUGAAAAAGAGCGGGUCAGAUAAAGCGAUAAGCGGAUUAAGAGACAAAAGGGAGGAAUUGAAAGCUGGAGGGGAGAAAACUGAGGAGAAAAUGAAAGUAGCAGGAAAGAAGUUCGGGUCAGAAAGGUCUUUAUCAGUGGAUGAGUCUGGACAUAGGUUAGCGAGGAAAGAGAGAGAUGAAAGAUAUUUAGCUCAGAGUGAGGGAAAAGAAGCAGACAAGGCUGACACUUCUCCUGAAAAUUCAAACAAGUAUUCCAGACUUAAGAGCAGCCUUGAAAUCCCAAUAAAUAAAGGAGAUCAAAGACAGCGUAGUAACUUCUAUAUAGAUGAGUCGGAUUUCUCCAAGCUUUCAAGUCCUGAGGAGGCAAGUGACAGGCCAACUUCUUUACCUCUGUCCAACUCCAGUGACACUCCCGAUGGUCUGCCAAAAAUAUUACCCUCCAUAGUUACUUCACCUGUCAGUGAUGAAGACAGGACUCCAACCAACACUCCAAACCACUCACCUCUUCUCUCGCCCGCACCUCAAACAGAAAACUCCACUCCCAUUGCAGAAAAUGAAAGACUGUCUGAUCUCUUACAAGAGUCCAAAACACCUGAAGCAGAUGCCCUUCAUCUCCAUCACCACCUUGGCUCUUCAUCCCACAGCAACCAUCCUGGUCUUGUCUCCUCAGAUAUCAAUGAAGCAUUUCCAAAGGGAAAGAAACAAGUGUUGGACCUGGAUGCUUGGGUAGCUGGAUUGAGCCCGACGAUUAAGGUCUGGAAUGACGAUGAAGAUGAUUUCGAGGAUGAUGAUGAAAGUACACAGAAGGAUGAGGAUUCAAACUAUGAUUCAGACUCUGGAGAGUCGUCAGUGACCAUUACAAGUAAUAUGAGCCAAUCAGAUCGUCGGAGCUUCUGUGUCAGUCUUUCAGACUUGUGUAACUUUGCUGGAGUGGACUAUGAGUCAGAGAAUGACAGCGAUGAGUGGCAAUCUGUAGGUCGGCGAACAGCCUCGCUAAGCUCAGACAUGUCAGCUUUUUCCUAUGUGUCUGUGAUGCCAGCUGAUGAGCUCGACAAGCUGCUGGAGGAUGUCAGGAGCCUUGGUGACAGCACUCUGCAGGACUAUAACGAUGUGCAAGUGGUUGUUCUCCAUAAGGACGUGGGAGUGGGACUGGGCUUCAGUUUGGCUGGAGGCAUUGACCAGAACAAGCCAGUCACUGUUCACAAGGUGUUCCACUUAGGGGUAGCAGCAAAGGAAGGCUCAAUAUGUGAAGGGGACCAGGUAUUGUCAAUUAAUGGCACAGCACUGAGCGGUUACACCCACUGGGAGGCCCUGAGGGUCCUGAGAAGAGCAAAAACUCGGGAUUUGGGGGUGGUGGUCCUGAGGAAGGGAGGGAUGAGCAAUGUUAGUAAAGUGGGAGCGCAGACAAAAAGUCAAGUGCCAACAGCAACUCAGACCACAGAGACAGGUCAGCUUAUGCGUGUGCGCUUGGAGAAGAACAACAGGGAUCUGGGCUUCAGCCUGGAGGGAGGAGUGGGCUCCAGUCAGGUGGACAGACCACUGACUGUACAGAAGAUCUUCCAGGGAGGCCCUGUUGACAAGGUGUGUCCUGGUGAUGAAGUCGUAGAGAUUGAGGGUGUCAGCGUGGGGGGGAUGAGACGCCUGGAGGUGUGGACUCUGAUAAGAAGACUGCCCCCUGGGCCUGUGGAUGUGGUUUUGCGUCGCCCUCUGAAGCAUCUGGAAACAUGAGGAUAUUGAGUUUAGGAAUUGAAUUCAAACUAGAAACUAAAAGCCAUCCAUGAGAGAGACACUGUUGAACCUGACAUGUAUUAAGCUAUUUGGGGUUAAUGCCAAUAAAACAUUUAAGCUAUUAGUUUUUAAAGACAUUUAAACAAAGCCCCAAAAGGAAUAUAAUCUCAGAGACCGGGUCGAAAGUGUGUAUUUUUCUCACUUUAUCUACCUCACGCCUGGGAUUUUCUGUACCAGCCAAAAUGAAAGUGCACUGAUGGCUAAUACAUUAUAAAACCUACCUUUUGAUACUUAUUGUUUUGGUUAGUUGAAAGCUAUUUAAAAUGUUACACCUGUAAAUAAAAACACAUGUAUUAUAAUGUAAAUAGAAGUGAUCUGCAUUUAUAUUGCUUUUUUAAUAAACCCUAACUUAAAGUGA